AUGAAUAAGAAACGGAACGAGAUUCCGGUCGACGAGCGAUAUCUGCAUCGUUUCGCCGUUCUGAAACCAAAAGUGAAGACUGAGGCGACUAGUAAGGAGGGCCGAAAGAAAGGCGAUUUUGAGGACGAUUUUGACGAUGUGGAGAGUGUUAAUUCGGAUGAAUUCAAUCUUUUGCUUGGUAAGGAUUGUGGAUAUGUGCUGAUUGUUUUCAUUGAUAUUAUAGUAUCGAUGAAUGUUUGUGUUAAAAUUUUUUGUAUUGUUUUGUGGGUGUUUUGGUAUUGA
Molecule: messenger RNA, 282 nt
Organism: Anisakis simplex (herring worm)
Lineage: Eukaryota; Metazoa; Nematoda; Chromadorea; Rhabditida; Anisakidae
Source: the annotation of a GenBank genome assembly